CCUCAUGAGAAAGCCUCCGUGGUGGCAGCUGGUGCAAGAAAUAGCUCACGUUCAUAGCGCCAGCAUAGGAGAGAUCGAUCGAUGAAGCUGUUCGCGUUCGUGAGGCGCGCUCGCCGAACAUCGUCAGCGGCGAUGACACCGGAGCCGGUUCCGGUGGCGCUGGAGAACGCGACGGCGCCUGUGUCCGUUGCGGAGAAGCGGCGGCGGAGGCCCUCGUCGGGAUCGUCGUCGUGGAAGCCGACGCUGGUCGCCAUCUCCGAGGACGCUGCGGUGGCCGCCGCCAAGGCCGACGCCGGAAAGGCCAAGGGCAAGGCGAAAGGGAAGCCGGCGGCGGCCAAGGCCAAGGCGAGGGCGUCGCCUCGCGCGCUCCGGCCUGACUACGACGACUUCCGGCGCUUCGGGGCGCCCACGGUGCUGCCGGCGUUCGCGCCCACGGCGUUCCUCUUCUGAGCGAGCUCAGGCGACCUCGCUGUGGUGGUGUGCCGUGAUGGGAGCGGCAAGUGGCAACGUGGUGGUCUGACCAUGAACCCUCUCUCUGUUUGUGUGCCCAAUAUGAGCUCCCAAAGCUGAUGCUUCUGUGAUUCCUUCUAGUGCUGGCUUCUCAUGUGAAUAUCUAUGUCUAUUGUUUCGGCUUCCAUCCAA
Molecule: messenger RNA, 642 nt
Organism: Triticum dicoccoides
Lineage: Eukaryota; Viridiplantae; Streptophyta; Magnoliopsida; Poales; Poaceae
Exons: 2
Coding region: 82-450 (122 amino acids)
Source: RefSeq, a predicted model, not a curated record